Messenger RNA from Vicia villosa (hairy vetch), 1626 nucleotides. RefSeq lists its product as uncharacterized. Bases 120 to 1244 code for a protein of 374 amino acids. The record is from RefSeq and is a predicted model, not a curated record. The transcript is spliced from 4 exons. NCBI's taxonomy places the organism in Eukaryota, Viridiplantae, Streptophyta, Magnoliopsida, Fabales, Fabaceae.
ACGUCGUGGCACAUUAUGCACAUUUGUUAAUUUAUUUCUUCACGUUCACUAUACUCGGACCCAAAUCACUCCCAUUUUCCGAACCGGAAUACUAGCGGUACCGGAGCAACCGCCACAGUAUGAGUAUCUCGGAGCUGAUUUCCGAGCUGAGAGACUCAUUCCGUCAGAGAGAUUUUGAUAGAGUCGAAGAAACCCUAAUUGCUAGGGAAACGAAGUUGAAGGCGGAGAUUGAAGCUAAUAAAAGAGAAAUAGGGUUAUUGAAAGAGGAAGUCCAUUUUCAGCAGAUAGAAAAGAUGACUGUUGAAAUGGAACUCAAGAGGAUGAAGGAACUUAAAGAUGGAGGAGACAUUGCAUGUACUGUUGCUGAAACGGCAAAUGUUAGGGUUAACGGUGCUCCAGAAACCCUAGUGAGCCAGGAAGCGGCUUUGAAGUCCGCAAUCAAAGAAAAAGUGGGGGAAAUAAUUCAAGAUCAAUUUAAAAAUUUGGGAAAGCCCAAUUUUGACAUUACGGUACACGUUGUUAGAGAUGAGAAGCCUGGAGAGGAGUUCAAGAAGGUUGGGGUUCAUGAUGGAAAGGCUUGCCUUGUUGGUGAACAAGGCAAAAAAGACGGUCCAGGUGCUUCAGGUAAUGAUUUUGGCUCAGUAGAAGAGACUGUGGAUGUCAGGGAAGCUACGGUGACGGCAACAAUUGAAGAUAAAAUGGAGGGAAUUAGAUUGCUGCUUGAGAAGACGGCCAAGAGAGAAAAAUAUGCUACUACCGAAGUCAAAGAUGACAAGAUUGAUGUUUUGGCCGAGGAGACAAGGUUAGCCAGUGAACCAAGCAAAAAGGCCGGUCUAGGUUCUUCAGGUAAUUGGUUGACAAAUUCUUCAAGAGUAGUUCCGGAAAACAUCGCCACAAAACUGGUUGAAACUGAAAAUUCUUCAAGAGUAGUUCCGAAUAAUAUCACAACAAAACUGGGUGAACCUGGAAAUUCUUCAAGAGCAGUUCCGAAAAAUUUCGCAACAAAACUGACUGAACCUGAAAAUUCUUCACGAAUAGUUCCGAAAAACUUCCUAACAAAACUGGCCGAACCUGCUAGAGUUAUUAAAAGAGAUUUUGCUUCGUCUAUUGCGGAUGUUUCAAAUUAUUUGGAUGGCUUAGAGAAUAAUAGUUCCUCCUCAUCCAGUUCUAGUUCAUCUUCUGGCGAGUUUGAUAUCUCCUCUUUUACACCCGUUAAGAGAACUAAGCUGAGCCAAGGUAAAUAGAUAGGAAAACAUGCUUGGCAUAUAAACUUUUUGUUGUAUGAACAGCAGAAAAAUGGCGGGAGAAAUCAAAGUUUGGAGGAAGGUUAGAGAGAAAGACGAAGGAUAAACAAAAUUGUCGUAUUUUUUGAUCGUCAAGUUUUAGGGUAAACUUGAUUGUAAAUUAUUAAUGCUAGUAAAAUGUCAAGUGGAUUCACGAGGAGACCAAGUUCUCCAAGUGCUCAGUUUUUCCACCUGAUGUCAGUUCCUUUGUGAUUUCAGAUCCUAAUGUUUUGAUUUAUGCCGCCUUCAAAAAAGAAAGGGGAGCACAAAAGAAUGAAUAUAAGAGGACUUUGAUUUGUAUGCAGAUAGUAAAUUGGCCCCAUCUAUUGUGCAUCUUUUAAGA